Molecule: messenger RNA, 17289 nt
Organism: Coregonus sp. 'balchen'
Lineage: Eukaryota; Metazoa; Chordata; Actinopteri; Salmoniformes; Salmonidae
Source: the annotation of a GenBank genome assembly
AUGGAGGUCAUCCUCAACCUGAUAGCCGCUGACCCCUCUCCACCGCUCUCCCCCACCACCGUGAGUCUUCACCUGUAUACAGCGUGUGCCUGUGUGUGUGUGUGUGUGUGUGUGUGUGUGUUCAUCUAUGUUGGACCUCACAACCAUGUGCACGUAUAUCUCAAAAUGUUGUUGUACAUUGUAUAUAUAUGUGUACACACAUCUGUGUCUGUAUCCAUCCAUAUACAGCAUCAAUGAAUGUUAAUCUGUCUGCAAUGUUUCAAAAUGUCCUUGCGUUACAUGAACCAAUACACACCCAUGUUGAAACAAUAACAGAGCAUUUGAGAGGAUGACUGUGAGUUGCAGUAAGAGACCAGAGGCCUGUGCUGAGAAGCUUUGAGAUGAUUUUAUUUUUUUUACGUCAUGGGGACUGAAAGCCUGUGUUGUGAUGGCUGGGCUAGGGAAAGCCACCGCAUUUCAACAGUCUCCCAGUUUAGUUUAGUUUAGUCUGUGUGUUUUUUCCUGUUGGAAGUGGACACAACAGGCUUUUCUCCCAGACCCCUCUGAAUUCCUCCGCACAACAAAAGUUAGCUGCUGGCGAGCUUGAACUGUGUGUGUGUGUGUUUAGUAAAUUGCUGCUUGCCCAGCGUCACACAGAGUUAUGUAAUUGUCCGUAGCUAUUGAAUGGACCUCAUUGUUGUCCGAUUGGAACCCCUUAAAGACACAAAUAAAGCGGAUUUCCAUUAAAAACUAUCAGAGCUGCUUAAUUUGGCAAGGCUGGGUGGGAACUGAGACCUUCAGGAGAGGAGAGGAGAGGAGAGGAGAGGAGAGGAGAGGAGAGGAGAGGAGAGGAGAGGAGAGGAGAGGAGAGGAGAGGAGAGGAGAGGAGAGGAGAGGAGAGGUUAAAUGGGCAGAAAGAGCAGAAGAGGGUUAAAGAGAGGAGAAGAGAAGAGGGGAGUCAUUAAGACUGGGGGAGAGGAGAUCAGGAAAGGAGAAGCAUUGGGAACUUGUGUUAAUCAGUUUGACUUGCAUUGCCCUAGAGAGGGGAAUUCAAGGGCCUUAGCCAAUACAGUGUCUCCCAGUCUGCCAACCUUAAAGUGAGCUGUGCAGUAAGCUCUCCCUAGUCCUAGUAUAGAAAAGUCCUGCACUGUAAGGUCUGCUGUGUACUUUAUUUACACUCACAUGCUCUGAUGUUCUAUCUAGGCUUCAUCCAGGUGGACACACACACACACAGGGGAAUCACAGAGAUAUCCACAGUAGUUAGUCAGGUGGAGUUCUCUGGGGUGUGGCUAUAUAGUACAGUGGAUGGCACUACAGUAUGUAACUCACUACCAUAUACGUGAAGAGGUGCUACGUCAGUCAACUCCUGAUAAGUGUGAUGCAUGCACUAAACUUGAGCCUGCAGAUAGCCAGAGCCAUUACACAUACUGCACGUGAAUUGGUGAACUGCGGUUCACCUAAAUAGAGUUUGGACUUACCCACUUACUGGUAUGUGCCCUUAUCAGGAGUUGAUUUAUGGCUGACAAGAGUUACUUGGGUGAGGGGUGCAGGGUAUAGAUCCAAUGUAUGACACAUACUGUACAGUCGUGGUCAAAAGUUUUGAGAAUGACACAAAUACUACUUUUCACAAAGUCUGCUACUCCAGAAUGUCAUGGAGAGUGAUCAGAUGAAUUGCAAUUAAUUGCAAAGUCCCUCUUUGCCAUGAAAAUGUACUUAAUCCCCCAAAAACAUUUCCACUGCAUUUCAGCCCUGCCACAAAAGGAGCAGCUGCCAUCAUGUCAGGGAUUCUCUCGUUAACACAGGUGAGAGUGUUGACGAGGACAAGGCUGGAGAUCACUCUGUCAUGCUGAUUGAGUUAGAAUAACAGACUGGAAGCUUUAAAAGCAGGGUGGUGCUUGAAAUCAUUCUUCUUCCUCUGUUAACCAUGGUUACCUGCAAGGAAACACGUGCCGUCAUCAUUGCUUUGCACAAAAAGGGCUUCACAGGCAAGGAUAUUGCUGCUAGUAAGAUUGCACCUAAAUCAACCAUUUAUCGGAUCAUCAAGAACUUCAAGGAGAGAUGUUCAAUUGUUGUGAAGAAGGCGUCAGGGCACCCAAGAAAGUCCAGCAAGCGCCAGGACCAUCUCCUAAAGUUGAUUCAGCUGCGGGAUUGGGGCACCACCAGUGCAGAGCUUGCUCAGGAAUGGCAGCAGGCAGGUGUGAGUGCAUCUGCACGCACAGUGAGGCAAAGACUUUUGGAGGAUGACCUGGUGUCAAGAAGGGCAGCAAAGAAGCCACUUCUCUCCAGGAAAAACAUCAGGGACAGACUGAUAUUCUGCAAAAGGUACAGGGAUUGGACUGCUGAGGACUGGGCUAAAGUCAUUUUCUCUGAUGAAUCACCUUUCCGAUUGUUUGGGGCAUCCGGAAAACACCUUGUCCGGAGAAGACAAGGUGAGCGCUACCAUCAGUCCUGUGUCAUGCCAACAGUAAAGCAUCCUGAGACCACUCAUGUGUGGGGUUGCUUCUCAGCCAAGGGAGUGGGCUCACUCACAUUUUUGCCUAAGAACACAGCCAUGAAUAAAGAAUGGUACCAACACAUCCUCUGAGAGCAACUUCUCCCAACCAUCCAAGAUGGUGACGACCAAUGCAUUUUCCAGCAUGAUGGAGCACCUUACCAUAAGGCAAAAGUGAUAACUAAGUGGCUCGGGGAACAAAACAUCGACAUUUUGGGUCCAUGGCCAGGAAACUCCCCAGACCUUAAUCCCAUUGAGAACUUGUGGUCGAUCCUCAAGAGGCAGGUGGACAAACAUAAACCCACAAAUUCUGACAAACUCCAAGCAUUGAUAAUGCAAGAAUGGGCUGCCAUCAGUCAGGAUGUGGCCCAGAAGUUAAUUGACAGCAUGCCAGGGCGGAUUGCAGAGAUCUUGAAAAAGAAGGGUCAACACUGCAAAUAUUGACUCUUUGCAUAAACUUAAUGUAAUUGUCAAUAAAAGCCUUUGACACUUAUGGAAUGCUUGUAAUUAUACUUCAGUAUACCAUACUAACAUCUGACAAAAAUAUCUCAUAACACUGAAGCAGCGAACUUUGUGAAGACCAAUACUUGUGUAAUUCUCAAAACCUUUGACCACAAAUGUAUAUCGUACCAUAUAUGUAUAAUAUUUUGAACCUAUGAUGCAGUCAGGGAUAAACGUUGCACUGUAAUGUGAAGUGUAUGUGCUCUGUGAAUGUCUACUGUAUACAGACAGAGUUAUGCUCCGUCUAGGCGUAAACAAUAACGUGUGCUCGUCACAGGUGUAUUGGGUUAGGGUAUCUUUUCUCCGUGGCCAAGUAUAUCUCUCUUGGUCUCGCUCUCGCUCUCGCUCUCUUUUCCUUCCUUUCUUUGAGAUCUGAAUGUCACACUUCAGAUUAGCUUUAUAACCUUUGACCCCUAGCUUCUGUGGAUCAGACGGAACACUGUGACCAUGGUAAUGUGUUCCGAGUGGGUGAGGAUCUCUAGGGCAUUGGAGGAGUCUGCUUUCAUAAAGCCCUUAACAGGGUCUGUCCUCCCUUAUAGCUCAGACAUUCUUUAUCAAGAUGGAAGUUAGGUCAUACUCUCAGAUAAAUGAGAAGGGCAUUGGAACAAUGAGGGAUAACCAUGCUCCUCUUUCUGGUGUGUGUGUGUGUGUGUGUGUGUGUGUGUGUGCGUGCGUGCGUGUGUGUUUGUUUGUGUGCAUGCACGUGUGUGUGUGUGUGUGUUCUUGCAUCUGUAGCUGGACGCACGCUCAAAGUCUUGCUUAUUGUGUAUGGGGAUGGAUGGAUUACUCCUGUGCUAGUCUGUGAGUGUCUCUGAGCUCUUCGUUAUCACGGGCAAGCUUGUAUCUCUGCACUGCUUUGUGAGGCACUCAAGUUCACUGUGGUCAGCUGACUCAGCCAUUCCUUGGCCUCCCUCCUUUAUCACUCUCACCGUCAGCGGCCAGACAGCUAUUUUAGUGGGCCGCUUCCGAGGCCACAGUUAAUCCGUGUCAUCAUGUCUUUGAUCUCACUUCUGCAGUUAAAGCUAUGUAGCUUAGUCUUAUCAAUGAUGACGCUUUUUCUUUUCAUUUAAUCCAUUUUAGAAUAAGGCUGUAACAUAACAAAAUGUGGAAAAAGGCAAGCGGUCUGAAGACUUUCUGAAUGUAAUUGGACAUAAUUAUGGAGAUAAGGCACAUUCUCUGAUUCAUUUCCUUGUCAGUCGGCAGCGCAUCUUGUUAAUUGGGACUUUUCACUUUAGCUGUCAUCAUAAUAAUAGGAUUGUUUUCUUAUUGGACCAAUAAAGAGAUUCGCCUGUAAUUUUGUAUACUUUUUAGCCAGUAGUUCUGAAAGUAGCACUCACGAGCCAAAAGUGAUCCCCGAAAAUUGUGCAGAUAUGUGCACCACGUCGUUGCUCUCUCUGUCUCUCUCUUGCCGUGUUCAAAACAACUGGGAACACGAAACUGGGAACUCUGACAUUUCUGACUUCCGACUUCAGUGCGUUCAAAACAACUGGGAACUGAAAAAAAUAAGCUCAGACUGGGAAAAAUAUCUUUGAACAGUCAUCCAACUCGGAAUUCCAACUCGGGAACUCUGGCCUCUUUCUAGAGCGCUGACUUUCCGACCUGAAUAUCACUGAUGUCAUGAUUUGACCUUGUAUUUUUCUGAGUUCCCAGUUGUUUUGAACGCGCUGCUGUGUCCACUGAGCCUUUGUGCCCGCCCUGCAACCUCAUUGGAUAUCACUGGGCAGGCCUUUUGCUAGCUGUCACUCAAAUGCAAGGGGCUGAAGCUCAUUGGCUAGAACUCAAACUGCUAGGGUGCUGGCCUAUGUGGGGGGAAAUGUAGGGGAAAUGUCUCAGCAGAGCUUCAAGAAAACAGUUGCUUUCCAACUAGUGAUUUCGUGGCUAAUUGAGGUAAAACAGUAAUUCUGCUCAUAGAUUACUCAUGUAGGCUAUGAACUACACAUUGAGACAUCCAGUCCAAAGCAGGUUUAAAAAAUACUUUAUUAAUCACCAAAGUACCAGAGCAUGUCUUUAAGUCAUCAUUGUAUGAUUAGGAUUUCACAAUUUUAUAAUUGGUUUAUUAUUUAUAAUUGGUCCCAGUUGGUGCUCGUUUGUGUGUGUGUGUGUGUGUGUGUGUGUGCGUGCGCGUGCGGGCGUGCGCAUUUGUGCAUGUGUGCGGCAUUUCUGAAACUGUCAGACUGGUUGAGCUUGUCGCGCUGCCACCUUUCUUCAGCGGCUGUUUGGCACAUAGAGAGGCAUAUAUUUCAUAUGAUCUCAUUUACACACCCAGCCACCCUGCUUUCUGCACUCUAUUAGUCCGUUUUUCCUCCUCCCUGAAUGAAUGUCUGUUUUAUCUCAAGCACAGUUUUCAGAAUGGAAAGAUUAAACCCAGAUUAAGGAGGGGGUUGAUUAUAAAUAGUUAUAUCUCCAAGGGUUUCGUUUCUAUAAAUUCAUGUCAAGGUCAAAAAGUUGUUUAAAGAAUAGGUCAGAUUUCUAACUUUUGCCCUUUUUUGGAGAACAUUGUGCAAUUGUUGUUUUUGCGCCUUGAGAGUGAGCAAAACAUUUUCCGAAAACUGAUUUUGUGGAUAUGAUUAAUAUUCAUGUGUGACAGUGAAAACGAGAACCUUGAGGUGAAAAUAAAUAGUGAAACUAUAGGGCUAGGCUACUGUGUUCAAAUAAGGAGUACAUUUCCCCCAGAUUUCCCCGAAGUUGUUUGAUAUAAAUAAACAUGAGCAGUACAGAUCGUGGGCAGUUUGAAAUGUAAUUGACAGCACUUCUUGCGCUUGGCUCUAGGAGCGAUUGCAGGAGGAUGAUGUCACCACUUUCGCUCGGUGGGGAGGGGGAAAGGUGGACAGUCAGGUUCCAGGUACACUAAGUUUGUAUACACAAGUUUGGGGAGUUGGCGUGAGCAAUGGCCGAAUCGUCGGAGCGGGAUACAUAAAUUAAGUCGCUGGACAGAUGAAAACUGACUGAGGGAAUAAGAGAACAUGCAUUGGGAACAAGUACUCCGAUUGGAUAAUGGCAAGGUGAGAGAUUGUCUUCGCUGCCUUGCAGUUUCUCUGUCCCUUGUCUUUUUGAACCUAUCAGGUGUCUGUAUUUUGGAGCAUAAUGGUUUCAAUAGACUGGAUUUUAGUUUCGUAUAACUGUCUCAGUUACCGGAUGCUGUGGUUUUGUCUUUUAAUCAUGUAAUUACAGUGUGGUGCCUGUCAUCGGUUAGUCAUAUUGCGCAGACAGGUGAGCAACUGGCCAGUUUUGUAUUUCCCAACUUCGGUGUACAAAUACUUGUUGAUUGAAAGAUAACUAAAUGAAUCGCAGCCACGCUGUGAUUUCACCAGGGGGCACAAUUGACAGUGACAGAAAAAUAUUCUGGAGUCAACCAGCCUUUCUCUCCCCCUGGCUCUUCCCCAUCCCUCUUGCCCCUGUAUUUUCGGUGCACUGUAGCACGUGUCAGUCUCUGAUGAGGAGAAUAGCCCCAGGGCAUGUGUUGACAGUUAGGUUAGACUACUUUUUCUGUCACUAUGCCAUAUGAUUGAUCUAAUAAUGUGAGGAAUGAAAUGCAAGCUGAAUUAGUCACCUACACACUGUCAGUCUAGUUCUUAAUUCGAUUAAGUAGUGAGCAUGGCCCUUGACUUUAUCCCUAUUAGAGUUGUAGUGCUCAGGGGAUUCAUGGUUCCCUGUCUUUUCUAACUCCUCCUAACUAUCUGAUCAUGGAGUGCUAUUGGAAUACCACGUUUCCCAUUUAGAUAGGAUGUUAUUUUUUUUUACACUGGUGUUUGUUGGCAGAAAUCAGGUCAAUGGCUGAAAAAGCAAAGGUUGUCUGUAGGUAGCCCUAAUCUGUGAAACAAUGUCAACACUGUAAUCGCAAAUCCGACAUCCUGUCAAACAUGAUGUCCUACAUUGUACUGUGCACAGUAGUGAUUAGGUUCAACGAUAUUAUCCACCUCCACCCAUGAUUAACAAUUUUCUACUGACAAGAAAUGUUGGAUUUCCUCUAUGGUUCAGCCUACAUGCCAUGCUACACAGUCAGUAGUGUCUCUGGGCAUAUGGAAGGAAAUUGGUUAUUUUUCAGCUGCUUCCUUCUUUCUGUUUUCUUUGUGGAGCCCAUGGUAUAGAAAUAUUGUGAUAAUGAAUUCCCCCUCUCCUCCACCAGAUUGAGCAGUUGGAGGUGAGUGGCUGGGCUCAGACCCCCCAGGCAGUGUCGUGUGGGGAGGAUGGGUCUUUCCCUGGGGGUGACGAUUGCACCCUGGAUCCCCAGCGCACCAAGCAGGCUAUCACCCAGCUGCAGCAGAAGAUCCUCAAGCUCACCGAGCAGAUCAAGAUUGAGCAGACGGCCAGAGACGACAAUGUGGCCGAGUACCUCAAACUGGCCAACAACGCUGACAAGCAGCAGAGUGGCCGCAUCAAACAGGUGAGCAGAGUUUUAUGAUCAGAGUUUUUAUCGUUUUGAUAUGAAACACAAAACAGUUGAAUGACAAUACACCAGACAGAACCACUUUUACUGGAUAACAGCGCUACUAAAUUAUAUAAUAUAUGACUACAAUAUACAGUGCAUUUGAAAAGUAUUCAGACCCCCUUACUUUUUCCACAUUUUGUUACGUUACAGCCUUAUUCUAAAAUGGGUUAAAAUAUAUAUAUAUCAUCAGUCUACACACAAUACCCCAUAAUGACAAAGCAAAAAAAGGUAAAUAUCACAUUUACAUAAGUAUUCAGACCCUUUACUCAGUACUUUGUCAAAGCACCUUAGGCAGCGAUUACAGCCUUGAGUCUUCUUGGGUAUGACGCUACAAGAUUGGCACACCUGUAUUUGGGGAGUUUCUCCCAUUCUUCUCUGCAGAUCCUCUCAAGCUCUGUCAGGUUGGAUGGGGAACGUUGCUGCACAGCUAUUUUAAGGUCUCUCCAGAGAUGUUUGAUCAAGUUCAAGUCUGGGCUCUGGCUGGGCCACUCAAGGACAUUCAGAGACUUGUCCCGAAGCCACUCCUGCGUUGUCUUGGCUGUGUGCUUAGGGUCGUUGUCCUGUUGGAAGGUGAACCUUCGCCCCAGUCUGAGGUCCUGAGCGCUCUGGAGCAGGUUUUCAUCAAUGAUCUCUCUGUACUUUGCUCUCUGUAUGUAUGUGUAUGUACUGUAUAUAUGUAUAUAUACACUGAACAAAAAUAUAAACGCAACAUGCAACAAUUUCAAAGAUUUUAAUGAGUUACAGUUCAUAUAAGGAAAUCAGUCAAUUGAAAUAAAUUCAUUAGGCCCUAAUCUAUGGAUUUCACAUGACUGGGAAUACAGAUAUGCAUCUUUUGGACGCAGUUACCUAGAAAAAAAGUUAGUGGCCUGGAUCAGAAAACCUGUCAGUAUCUGGUGUGACCACCAUUUGCCUCAUGCAGUGCGACACAUCUCCUUCACAUAGAGCUGGUCAGGCUGUUGAUUGUGGCCUGUGGAAUGUUGUCCCACUCCUCUUCAAUGGAUGUGCGAAGUUGCUGGAUAUUGGUGGGAACUGGAACAUGCUGUCGUACACGUCGAUUCAGAGCAUUCCAAACAUGCUCAAUGGGUGACAUGUCUGGUGAACUAGGACAUUUUCAGCUUCCAGGAAUUGUGUACAGAUCCUUGCGACAUAUUGUGUACAUAUCUUUGCGACAUGGGGCCGUGCAUUAUCAUGCUGAAACAUGAGGUGAUGGCGUCGGAUGAAUAGCAUGACAAUGAGCCUCAGGAUCUUGUCACGGUAUCUCUGUGCAUUCAAAUUGCCAUCGAUGAAAUGCAAUUGUGUUCGUUGUCCGUAGCUUUUGCCUGCCCAUACCAUAACCCCACCGCCACCAUGGGGCACUCUGUUCACAAUGUUGACAUCAGCAAACCGCUCACCCACACAACACCAUACACGCUUGAAGCCGGGAUUCAUCCGUGUAGAGCACACUUCCCCAGCAUGCCAGUGGCCAUCGAAGGUGAGCAUUUGCCCACUGAAGUGGGUUACGACACCGAACUGCAAUCAGGUCAAGACCCUGAUGAUGACAGCGAGCACGCAGAUGAGCUUCCCUGAGACGGUUUCUGACAGUUUAUGCAAAAUGUCUUAGGUUGUGCAAACCCACAGUUUCAUCUGAUGUCUGGGUGGCUGGUCUCAGAUGAUCCCGCAGGUGAAGAAGCCAGAUGUGGAUUGCACGUGGUCUGCGGUUUUGAGGCCUGUUGGACGUACUGCCAAAUUCUCUUAAACAACGUUGGAGGCGGCUUGUGGUAGAGAAAUUAACAUCCAAUUCUCUGGCAACAGCUCUGGUGGACAUUCCUGCAGUCAGCAUGCCAAUUGCACUCUCCCUCAAAACUUGAGACAUCUGUGGUGUUGUGUGACAAAAUCUGCAGAUUUUAGAGUGGGCUUUUAUUGUCCCCAGCACAAGGUGCACCUGUGUAGUGGUCAUGCUUUUUAAUCAGCUUCUUGAUAUGCCACACCUGUCAUGUGGAUGGAUUAUCUUGGCAAAAGAGAAUUGUGAGAAAUGCUCACUAACAGGAAUGUUAACAAAUUUGUGCACAUAAUUUGAGAGAAAUAAGCUUUUUGUGUGGAACAUUUCUGGUCUCUUAUUUUAGCUCAUGUUGCGUUUCAUUUUAUUCAGUGUAAAUUACCACAGGCACAGAUCAAUGUGGGUGUGUCAGCCUGUCUCCUUCCUUAUAUUUCACAGAGCAAAUGUUCUGAUACAUGUACUAUAAAAUGCGUAUGUGCUAUAAAUAUUAACCCACAAGUAUACAAAACAUUAAGAACAUGCUCUUUCCAUAACAUAGACUGACCAGUUGAAUCCAGGUGAAAGCUAUGAUCUCUUAUUGUUGUCACUUGAAAUCAGUGUAGAUCGGGGAUGGGCAACUUUAAUGGGGGUGGGACCCACAAAAAAACUGAACUCAUCAUGAGGGGCCGCAGUGGCUCGUGGGUCUGCGUACCCAUAUCCUUGGACAAGACAAAAAUGUAAGUGCCUUUGAACUGGGUAUGGUAGUAGGUGCCAGGCGCACCGGUUUGUGUCAAGAACUGCAAUGCUGCGGGCAACUUAAUAUCAGGAAGGUGUUCCUAUAGUUUGGUAUACUCAUUGUAAAUGUAAUAUAAAACACAGCAAUCUAAAUGUCCUAUAUAACUGCAGGUGUUUGAGAAGAAGAACCAGAAGUCAGCCCAGACCAUCCAGCAGCUACAGAGGAAGCUGGAGCACUACCACCGCAAGCUGAGGGAGGUGGAGCACAACGGCAUCCCUCGUCAGUCUAAGGAUGUCCUCAGGGACAUGCAGCAGGGCCUGAAGGACGUGGGGGCAAAGGUCACAGGCUUCAGCGAAGGCGUGGUUGACAGUGUCAAGGGAGGCCUCACCAGCUUCUCCCAGGCUACACACUCUGCUGCCGCCGGGGUCGUCUCCAAGCCCCGAGAGAUCGCCUCGCUGUUCCGCAACAAGUUUGGCAGCGCCGACAACAUCCCCGGGCUGAAGGACUCCUUGGAUGACCCUUCAGGAGGCGAGGAGGGGUUGAUGGGGGCCGGGGGGACGUCUCUGGGCAGCGCAGCACACCACCACCUGCAGUCCAGCCCCAAGUACGGCAGCGAGGAUGACUGCUCCAGCGCUACGUCAGGGUCGGCAGGGGCCAACAGCACCACGGGGGCCCCCGGAGGCCCCCCCAGCUCCAAGGGGAACACCCUGGAGAGGAGCCAGAGCUCCAGCCUGGACAUGCUGCUACAGGAAGUGCAGGAGCUGAGGGAGGGCCAGGGGAGACUAGAGGAGAGUCUGGAGGGGCUGAAGAGCCACUAUCAGAGGGACUACACUGUCAUCAUGCAGGCCCUGCAGGAGGAACGGUUCAGGUACGGAAACAAGAAUCACUGUAGUCAUCAUGCUGGCCUUGCAGGACUAACAAUUCAGGUACACACAACAGACGUUCUUAGCGAGAGAGAGAGAGAGAGAGACCUGCAUGAAAAACUCCAUCCAAAGAUGGAUAAGGUUAACAUUUGAGAGGUUAUCUCUAAGUGUUAUGGAUGCAUGUAUGUUUAUUGUAAAGCUAGUGACAGUAACCUUAAAGAUACACACAAAUUACAGAAACGCCAUUAUGCACUACAGGAACAGAGGUCGCCAUUUAAGUAUAUUUAUUUUGCACUGUCUCAAAGGGUUUGUCAAAACGCUGACUUAAAGCGGAAACCCUGAAACUCCCUUAAAGCCUGCCAAGUGUAUGUAGGUGGCCAGAGGAAAUCCCUGCUCUAAAGGAAACAGGAAGAAGCGCUUGGAGUCCUGAGCACAGGGAUCUGUCCUGCCCUAUCAAAGAGCUAUCUUAGGGCAUGUGUUGGUACUCAUGCCAUGUGUUGGUCAAGGGACAGCACCUUUAAACUUAGCAUAUACCGUAGAAAUGGAGGGAACCAUGACUGUACCCUGGUGAAAGGCAAAAAUGUAUUGUAUCUAUUCAGUUCAUUUUACUAGGUUUCAAAGAGACUGUGUUAGUCAUGUAUUACUAGAUAUUUAGCCUUUCUCAAAAUAACUGAAUCUAUUACUCUAUGUGAUUAAAUGGGUAUUAAGAUGUUAAGGGCCAUUGACACUAUGAUUAAUAUGCACUUAACCCUCACAAGGCAAUCAGAUGGAGAAGGUUUAGAUGGAGGAUGAAGAAGGACAAUAAACUUCUUGAUGCUAGAAAGUUUUGCAUUUGAAGCUUAAACUCAGUGAAUGAGGAAAAGGACAGGCAAAUUAACAGACAGACAAAAGAGAGAGAGAGAAAUAUAUAUAUAUAUAUAUAUAUUCUUCUAAAAUGUGUUUACCAGAGUCUGUGUGUUUCAGACAAAAAAUAAGGAGCAUCAAAACUGAAGGACCCUAAUGAGGUUUGAGCAUAUCUGCUGAUGACUAUGUUCUGGCAAUUAAACACACAGCUAUGGUUAAACCACUGUGUUUGAACCUUUGCUAAGAGUCUGAAGCAUAACUAAUGAUGAAAUGGAUGAAUGAAUGAAUGAAUGAGAAUACAGCCUGGACUGAAGACUUUGUCUUGAUCUUUUCAUGACUUCCAAUGAACUAAGUCCACUGGUUAUUUCACACAGUUCCUGUGUUGAGACUGCUACCUGUAUAAUAACUCCUAGAGGAAACUUUAUCGCAGGGAUCAUCAACUAGAUUCAGCCGCAGACCGAUUUAUUUUCUUGAGCGGAUGGUCGGGGGGCCGGAACAUAAUUACAAAUAAUUUGUGGAUUGCAAAUUGACCGCAAGAAGCCCGAACAGAUAUAAUAUUUGACUGAAACAUAAUCAUUUCAAACCUUGCUUACAUUUGUAUACGAUCACGUAUCUCUAUUAUGCGUGGUAAUACUUUGGAACAGAUUUCUUGAAUUCAAAUCACUUGGAGCUGAUUUCCUGGUGUUUUUGUGUUUUCUUUAUGUCCAACAAAUAAAACGACCCGCGGGCCACCUGUUGGGUAACCCUGCUUAAAAGGUUCUGUGCAGUCAGCAGUAUUAGGAUGGUACAGCAUGUUCAACGGUUGCUCCUCCUCCCCCUCUCUCUGACUCACCUGUUGUGCUUGUAUCUUUUUAUUGUUGCAUUAAACCACCAGAGCAUGUGGGUAUCUGUUGUGUGUGUGCGUGCCGGUGUGGUACCAGAGGCAAGAGUUGUAGAUCUUAUUGAAAUGUGACUCUUAAACAGGUUAGGUGAGACAUAAUGAGAUCAGACUGCUGGUGUGAUUCACCUAAUCACACACACACAUGCAUGCAUAGACAAGCACAUUGUGCAUUUAUUCACGUAUUUCCUGAGACACAUUUUGUACAUAUUCAAAAAUACUCACGGACAUAUACAGCUCUCUUUUUUACCUGUUCAGUUUCUUUCCACUACUAAUGACACCCAUACCAUCUUUCUGGUCUCCUCCCUCCUGCUGAGAGUAUGUGAUUGGUCAGUGUCAUCCUGCUGAUUAUCUGCCAUUGGUCAGUCUUAUCGGCAGACGAGUAAGCAUGUGCUAAUCAGCUCACAGAUAGCCAUCAGUCCAGUCAGUUGUCAUUUAUUUAUUUAUUUUAUUUUCUUAGUCAUUUAGCAGACGCUCUUAUCCAGAGCGACUUACAGGAGCAAUUUGGAUUAAGUGCCUUGCUCAAGGGCACAUCGACAGAUGUUUCACCUAGUUGGCUCGGGGAUUAGAACGCUCUUAACCACAACGCUCUUAACCACUAAGCUACCUGCCGCCCUCAUUUGACCUGAAAGCUCUUUAGGUUAUUUUUCCAGGAAAACCUGGGACCUGUGUUUCUCUAAAGGGGCACACACGAGUGCGUGUGAUUGUCUGUGUGUGUGUGUGACUGUCCGCCUAUCUGUCUCUGUGUCUGUAUUUCUGUCUGUGUCUAUGUCUGUGUGAGCAAUUAGACUAACAUUGGUGUCUAUAUUUGGGUAUGUCUAGGUGUGAGCGUCUGGAGGAGCAGCUGAAUGAUCUGACAGAGCUCCAUCAGAAUGAGAUCCUAAACCUGAAGCAGGAGCUGGCCAGCAUGGAGGAGAAGAUAGCCUACCAGUCCUACGAGAGAGCCAGCGACACACAGGUCAGUCACACGCACAACCACACACACACACUGUACACAUACAAACUAAAUAGCCAGACAAUUGUAUGAUUGUGAUUCAUUUCACAAACACAAUUUCAUCUGAAGUAAAAAAUAAAUUUAAAAAAAGACAAUAAUCUGUCUUCUGUGUGUGAGAGGACCAGUUUAUUUUACAGUUCACCAUUUACCUGGUAUUUCAAUCAAUUUUAUUUUAUAUAGCCCUUCUUACAUCAGCUAAUAUCUCGAAGUGCUGUACAGAAACCCAGCCUAAAACCCCAAACAGCUAGUAAUGCAGGUGUAGAAGCACGGUGGCUAGGAAAAACUCCCUAGAAAGGCGAAAACCUAGGAAGAAACCUAGAGAGGAACCAGGCUAUGAGGGGUGGCCAGUCCUCUUCUGGCUGUGCCGGGUGGAGAUUAUAACAGAACCAUGCCAAGAUGUUCAAAAAUGUUCAUAAGUGACAAGCAUGGUCAAAUAAUAAUCAGGAAUAAAUCUCAGUUGGCUUUUCAUAGCCGAUCAUUAAGAGUUUGAAAACAGCAGGUCUGGGACAGGUAGGGGUUCCAUAACCGCAGGCAGAACAGUUUAAACUGGAAUAGCAGCAAGGCCAGGCGGACUGGGGACAGCAAGGAGUCACCACGGCCGGUAGUCCCGACGUAUGGUCCUAGGGCUCAGGUCUCUCAGUUGGCUUUUCAUAGCCGAUCAUUAAGAGUUGAAAACAGCAGGUCUGGGACAGGUAGGGGUUUCGUAGCCGCAGGCAGAACAGUUGAAACUGGAAUAGCAGCAAGGCCAGGCGGACUGGGGACAGCAAGGUGUCAUCAUGCCCGGUAGUCCUGACGUAUGGUCCUAGGGCUCAGGUUCUCAGAGAGAAAGAGAGAACGAGAGAAUUAGAGAGAGCAUACUUAAAUUCACACAGGACACUGGAUAAGACAGGAGAAGUACUCCAGGUAUAACCAACUAACCCCAGCCCCCCGACACAUAAACUACUGCAGCAUAAAUACUGGAGGCUGAGACAGGAGCGGUCCGGAGACACUGUGGCCCCAUCCGAAGAAACCCCCGGACAGGGCCAAACAGGAAGGAUAUAACCCCACCCACUCCGCCAAAGCACAGCCCCCGCAUCACUAGAGGGAUAUCCCCAACCACCAACUUACAAUCCUGAGACAAGGCCGAGUAUAGCCCACAGAGGUCUCCACCACAGCACAAACCAAGGGGGGGGCGCCAACCCAGACAGGAAGAUCACGUCAGUAACUCAACCCACUCAAGUGACGCACCCCUCCCAGGGACGGCAUGAAAGAGCACCAGCAAGCCAGUGACUCAGCCCCUGCAACAGGGUUAGAGGCAGAGAACCCCAGUGGAGAGGGGAACCGGCCUGGCAGAGACAGCAAGGGCUGUUCGUUGCUCCAGCCUUUCCGUUCACCUUCACACUCCUGGGCCAGACUACACUCAAUCAUAUGACCUACUGAAGAGAUAAGUCUUCAGUAAAGACUUAAAGGUUGAGACUGAGUCUGCGUCUCUCACAUGGGUAGGCAGACUGUUCCAUAAAAAUGGAGAUCUAUAGGAGAAAGCCCUGCCUCCCGCUGUUUGCUUAGAAAUUCUAGGGACAAUUAGGAGGCCUGCGUCUUGUGACCGUAGCGUACGUAUUGGUAUGUACGGCAGGACCAACUCGGAAAGAUAGGUAGGAGCAAGCCCAUGUAACGCUUUAUAGGUUAACAGUAAAACCUUGAAAUCAGCCCUUGCCUUAACAGGAAGCCAGUGUAGGGAAGCUAGCACUGGAGUAAUAUGAUCAAAUUUCUUGGUUCUAGUCAGGAUUCUAGCAGCCGUAUUUAGCACUAACUGAAGUUUAUUUAGUGCUUUAUCCGGGUAGCCGGAAAAUAGAGCAUUGCAGUAGUCUAACCUAGAAGUAACAAAUGCAUGGAUUAAUUUUUCUGCAUCAUUUUUGGACAGAAAAUUUCUGAUUUUUGCAAUGUUACGUAGAUGGAAAAAAGCUGUCCUUGAAACAGUCUUGAUAUGUUCGUCAAAAGAGAGAUCAGGGUCAAGAGUAACGCCUAGGUCCUUCACAGUUUUAUUUGAGACGACUUUACAACCAUCAAGAUGAAUUGUCAGAUUUAACAGAAGAUCUCUUUGUUUCUUGGGACCUAGAACAAGCAUCUCUGUUUUGUCCGAGUUUAAAAGUAAAAAGUUUUUUGCCAUCCACUUUCUUAUGUCUGAAACACAGGCUUCUAGCGAGGGCAAUUUUGGGGCUUCACCAUGCUUCAUUGAAAUGUACAGCUGUGUGUCAUCCGCAUAGCAGUGAAAGUUAACAUUAUGUUUUCGAAUAACAUCCCCAAGAGGUAAAAUAUAUAGUGAAAACAAUAGUGGUCCUAAAACGGAACCUUGAGGAACACCGAAAUGUACAGUUGAUUUGUCGGAGGACAGACCAUUCACAGAGACAGACUGAUAUCUUUCCGACAGGUAGGAUCUAAACCAGGCCAGAACUUGUCCGUGUAGACCAAUUUGGGUUUCCAGUCUCUCCAAAAGAAUGUGGUGAUCGAUGGUGUCAAAGGCAGCACUAAGGUCUAGUAGCACGAGGACAGAUGCAGAGCCUCGGUCUGAUGCCAUUAAAAGGUCAUUUACCACCUUCACAAGUGCAGUCUCAGUGCUAUGAUGGGGUCUAAAACCAGACUGAAGCAUUUCGUAUACAUUGUUUGUCUUCAGAAAGGCAGUGAGUUGCUGCGCAACAGCUUUUUCUAAAAUUUUUGAGAGGAAUGGAAGAUUCGAUAUAGGCCGAUAGUUUUUUAUAUUUUCCGGGUCAAGGUUUGGCUUUUUCAAGAGAGGCUUUAUCACUGCCACUUUUAGUGAGUUUGGUACACAUCCGGUGGAUAGAGAGCUGUUUAUUAUGUUCAACAUAGGAGGGCCAAGCACAGGAAGCAGCUCCUUCAGCAGUUUAGUAGGAAUAGGAUCCAGUAUGCAGCUUGAAGGUUUAGAGGCCAUGAUUAUUUUCAUCAUUGUGUCAAGAGAUAUAGUACUAAAACACUUAAGUGUCUCUCCCGAUCCCAGGCCCUCGCAGAGCUGUGCAGAUCCAGGACAGCUAAGCCCUAUUUAAAUUGGAUGAUAAUAACACAUGAUAAUGGCUUAAUAUUUAUAUUAUGUUUCAUUGGAAUCCAUAAGAACCAGCCUCAUAAUGUACCAGAUAGUUAGAUAUUGUGUUGAGUUCGUUCAGAUUAGUGCCAGAAAAGUAACCAUUGUUUCAAUGUAAUUUCUUAUUAAAUACCAGGGCAUUACCAGCUAAAACAGGACUGUAAAAUAACUGAAAACCAUGUCUGUGUACCAUAACCUCAGUGGGUUGUUUAUCUGUAAAUAGAGCAUUUCCGUGUCUGUUACACACAUCUCCUUUUGUCCUGCAUGAGGGUGUGGGUGCAUAACGUUGCCUUGUCUUUUAAACUACACGUCCCUCUCUUGGAUGUAGGUGGUGCUAGAGUUUUAAUUGUAAUGAUCUUUGUUAUUUGUCAGACGCUACUGUCUUUACUUUACUGCGUGUAGUAGUACUGUGUACUACUAGGUGUAACCCUUUUCUCUUGACCUAUCCUAUAGGAAGCCCUGGAGGCGUGCCAGACACGUAUCUCUAAGAUGGAGCUGCAGCAGCAGCAGCAGCAGGUGGUCCAGCUAGAAGGCCUGGAGAACGCCACGGCCCGGACCCUGCUGGGGAAACUCAUCAACGUCCUCCUGGCCCUCAUGGCCGUGCUCCUGGUGUUCGUCUCCACCGUGGCCAACUGUGUGGUCCCCCUGAUGAAGACCCGCUCCCGCUCCUUCUCCACCCUCCUCCUCAUCCUCCUCUUCGCCUUCCUCUGGAGGAACUGGGACGCGCUGUCGGGCUGCACGCACCGCGCCCUGCAGCCACCCAGAUGA